This is a messenger RNA of Procambarus clarkii (red swamp crayfish), 1146 nucleotides long. Lineage: Eukaryota; Metazoa; Arthropoda; Malacostraca; Decapoda; Cambaridae. The record is from RefSeq and is a predicted model, not a curated record.
AUGUCCUCCUACUACCUGUCCUCCUACUACCUGUCCUCCUACUACAUGUCCUCCUACUACAUGUCCUCCUACUACAUGUCCUCCUACUACCUAUCCUCCUACAUGUCCUCCUACUACCUGUCCUCCUACUACAUGUCCUCCUACUACAUGUCCUCCUACUACAUAUCCUCCUACUACCUAUCCUCCUACAUGUCCUCCUACUACCUGUCCUCCUACUACCUGUCCUCCUACUACAUGUCCUCCUACUACAUGUCCUCCUACUACAUGUCCUCCUACUACCUAUCCUCCUACUACCUAUCCUCCUACAUGUCCUCCUACUACCUGUCCUCCUACUACCUGUCCUCCUACUACAUGUCCUCCUACUACAUGUCCUCCUACUACAUGUCCUCCUACUACAUGUCCUCCUACUACAUGUCCUCCUACUACAUAUCCUCCUACUACCUAUCCUCCUACAUGUCCUCCUACUACCUGUCCUCCUACUACCUGUCCUCCUACUACAUGUCCUCCUACUACAUAUCCUCCUACUACCUAUCCUCCUACAUGUCCUCCUACUACCUUUUCUUCUACUACCUGUCCUCCUACUACCUGUCCUCCUACUACAUGUCCUCCUACUACAUAUCCUCCUACUACCUAUCCUCCUACAUGUCCUCCUACUACCUGUCCUCCUACUACCUGUCCUCCUACUACAUGUCCUCCUACUACAUAUCCUCCUACUACCUAUCCUCCUACAUGUCCUCCUACUACCUUUUCUUCUACUACCUGUCCUCCUACUACCUGUCCUCCUACUACAUGUCCUCCUACUACAUAUCCUCCUACUACCUAUCCUCCUACAUGUCCUCCUACUACCUGUCCUCCUACUACCUGUCCUCCUACUACAUGUCCUCCUACUACAUAUCCUCCUACUACCUAUCCUCCUACAUGUCCUCCUACUACCUUUUCUUCUACUACCUGAUGUUGAGCGAUAUCAACAGCUCCAGAAAUACCAAUGGCUCAAGGGAUACCAACCAUUCCAGCGACAUCAAUAAUUCCAGCGAUAUCAACCAUUCCAGCGACAUCAAUAAUUCCAGCGACAUCAACCGUUCCACCGCUGAUGAUAAGAUUCAUGUAAUAAAAUUAAUUUUAGAUUCUCGUGCAACACUUCAUUAA